Molecule: messenger RNA, 615 nt
Organism: Gloeophyllum trabeum ATCC 11539
Lineage: Eukaryota; Fungi; Basidiomycota; Agaricomycetes; Gloeophyllales; Gloeophyllaceae
Product: glycoside hydrolase
Exons: 5
Biological process (GO): carbohydrate metabolic process
Molecular function (GO): beta-glucosidase activity
Source: RefSeq, a predicted model, not a curated record
AUAAUACAAGGAACCGCGGACUUCUACGCGAUCGACGCCUACCGCGCGCAGUACGUCGCCGCGCCCGCGGGCGGGCUCGCCGCGUGCGUCAACAACAUGACAGACCCGAAUUGGCCGCAGUGCAACGAGGUGGUGAUGUACGAUACUGAUGGGUGGGCGGUGGGCCCGAACGCGGAUACGUGGAGCGCGUCGUGGCUGCAGGCGACGCCGCAGAAUCUGAGGGGGUCGUUGCGGGCGUUGGUGGGGCGGUGGCCGGUGGGGAAGAUCUAUAUAUCGGAGUUUGGGUUCAACGAGCCGGGGGAGGCGCGCAGGUCGAACUCGCUGCUGACGCCGUGGGACGGGUACAUUGUCACGGAGGACGUGACGAGGACGAAUUACUAUAUGACGUACCUCGGCGAAGCGUUGUUGGCUAUCCAUGAGGACGGCAUCCCGUUGAUGGGUGCCUUUGCUUGGUCUUUCAUCGACGACGCGGAGUGGACGGUUGGCUUCGCCGCCAGAUUCGGGAUCCAGUACCUGAACCAGACGACGCUUGAGAGGACGCCGAAGCGGUCGGCAUUUGCGCUGUGUGAGCGUUUUUGCUGGACCUAUUGGGUCUGGAUGCUCACGGGGUUGUGA